Entamoeba nuttalli P19 is the source of this 1110-nucleotide messenger RNA. RefSeq lists its product as hypothetical. NCBI's taxonomy places the organism in Eukaryota, Evosea, Mastigamoebida, Endamoebidae. The transcript has a single exon. The coding region runs from base 1 to 1110 and encodes 369 amino acids. The record is from RefSeq and is a predicted model, not a curated record.
AUGACUUACGGUUUCCCAAAGACAUCUUUCUUUAUUGGUUUAUUAUUAAUUGGGUUACUUGUUUUACAAACUUAUUUACCACAUGCACCACAAAUACCAAGUUAUGAAGUAACUUAUGCUUCAUUUAAAGACAAAGUAAAUUCAACAUUCUGUACUGCAAAUUAUCCAUCUACUAUUCAAAAGGUAGUAACACAAUUACCUAAAUUUAAUGCUGAAAUAUUACUUAUUGUUUUAGCUUUGUCAAUUGCUUUAGUUUGGUUAUUUAAUUUGAUUCCACAAAAUGGAUUUUUCUCAUGGACUUUAAUCCAUUUAUUGACACUUUUCUUAACAGUAAUUGGUGCUGUAGCACUUUAUUUAUUCUGUUUAACUCCAUCAGUUACUUGUAACAAAUUCAAAACAGUAGUAUUAAACUUUGAAAAAUACAGUAUUUUUGAAUUUAUUACUGGUAUUACUGGUAAUAAUAAUAUUAUCCCUUCUAUUUUCUCAUUUGUUCCUUCACAUAUUUUUGAUAAAUUUACUAUUUUCAAAGGUAUCUUUAUUAAUUAUAUUAAUAAGCUUGGUGUUACUACUCCAAUUUUCGUUGUUGUUAUUGCUUUCUAUUUAAUUAACAAAAAAACUAGAUUAGUUACUAGAUUUGAAUUAUCUUCAUUUAUUAUUUUAAUUAUCUCUGGUAUUUCUGGUAUUGAAUAUUAUAAAAUGACAUCUGAUUAUAUCUUUACUGGUGUAUUUGUUCUUGGAGCUAUUGUAUUAGGUAUUAUUUUUGUUAACUUAUUAUUAACUUUCUAUUAUAUUCUUUAUUCACCAGUAUAUAUUUUCGGUUGUUACUUGUUAAGUUAUAGAUUACUUAGCCUUUGUCUUAUUUUCUCAGUCCCAUUUGAAUUAGAAAUUGCUUGUGGAUUCUUUAUUUUCUUAUUCAGUAAUAUUUUCAUUUGGACUUAUGACAGAAGUUAUUUGACUGCUAUCUUGUUACUUAUCGACGGUUUGAAUAAACUUUAUCUUCUUCCAUAUGAAGCUUCAGUAAUCUUUGUCUUCCUUUUUUACAUUUUCACAUGUGACUGCUGCAAGUGCAAGAAAACUUGUAAGGAAGCUGCUAAACCAAAAACUGACUAA